Messenger RNA from Lagopus muta (rock ptarmigan), 5034 nucleotides. It is a transcript of the gene RTEL1, whose product is annotated as regulator of telomere elongation helicase 1. Gene Ontology annotation, molecular function: ATP binding; DNA polymerase binding; DNA binding. Bases 96 to 4058 code for a protein of 1320 amino acids. Gene Ontology annotation, biological process: negative regulation of DNA recombination; DNA repair; negative regulation of t-circle formation. NCBI's taxonomy places the organism in Eukaryota, Metazoa, Chordata, Aves, Galliformes, Phasianidae. Gene Ontology annotation, cellular component: nucleus. The transcript has 37 exons. The record is from RefSeq and is a predicted model, not a curated record.
GUGCCGGAAGUUACGCCACGCGAGUGGGGCGGGGUGGGCGCGUGACACGGAGCGGGGAUUCCGAACGGCGGAGCGGGAGGGAUCGGUCGGCAGCCAUGCCCAGGAUCACGCUGAGGGGCGUGACGGUGGAUUUCCCUUUCCAGCCCUACGAGUGCCAGGAGACGUACAUGGCCAAAGUGCUCGAGUGUCUGCAGACGAAAGUAAACGGCAUUCUAGAGAGCCCUACAGGAACAGGAAAAACCCUAUGCCUGCUCUGUUCCACUCUGGCCUGGAGGGAACAUUUCAAAGAUACCAUCUCAGCCCGCAAAAUUGCACAGCGUAUGAAUGGAGUCGAACUCUUCCCUGACAGACCCAUGUCUUCCUGGGGCAAUGCUGCCACAGAUGGUGACAUCCCAACGUAUUACACAGACAUUCCUAAAAUAAUUUAUGCAUCCAGAACUCACUCUCAGCUUACGCAGGUCAUUAACGAAUUAAAGAACACAGUCUACAGGCCAAAGAUAUGUGUUUUGGGUUCCAGAGAGCAGCUUUGCAUCAAUCCUGAAGUGAAACGACAGGAGAGUAACCACAUGCAGAUCUAUAUGUGCCGAAAGAAAGUGAUGGCUCGUGCUUGUCACUUCUAUAACAAUGUGGAAGAGAAGUCUACAGAGAAAGGACUGAUGGAUUCAAUCAUGGAUAUUGAAGAUUUGGUUAAAAAUGGAAGCAAGCACAGAGCUUGUCCUUAUUAUCUGUCUCGAAGCCUGAAGCAGCAGGCAGAUAUUAUUUUUAUGCCUUACAACUAUUUAUUGGAUGCAAAGAGCCGACGAGCUCACAACAUAGAGCUGAAGGGGACUGUGAUAAUACUUGAUGAAGCUCACAAUGUGGAAAGACUGUGUGAAGAGUCGUCUUCUUUUGACCUGACAGCCUACGAUUUGGCUUCAGCAAUUGAUGUUAUAAAUGUAGUACUGGAAGAACAAGCCAAAGUGGUUCAACAGAAUGAAGUAAAUGCUGAAUUCAAUAUGGAGAACAUCAGUUCAGGGCUGAACAUGGAACUUGAAGAUAUAGCAAAGAUAAAGAAAAUUCUUCUUCAGCUAGAAAGUGCAAUUGAUGCAGUGGAGCUGCCACCAAAUGACAGUGGAGUCACCAAAGAUGGAAGCUACAUCUUUGAACUGUUUGCAAAGGCCCAAAUAACGUUUCAAACCAAAGCCUCACUCCUGGAGUCACUAGAGCAGAUUUUACAGUUUCUUUCAGGCCGCACUGGGAUAUUUAUCAAUACCUCAGGAUUGCAUAAACUCUCAGAUAUUAUCCAGACUGUAUUCAACAUUGAUCCUCCAGAAGACACAACAGGUUUUGUGCCACCUCAGUCGAUAUCCAGAUAUUAUAAGGUACACAUUCAUCUGGAUAACAGUAAUCAGAAGAAGAAGAAGGAAAGGACAGAUCUCUGGGAUUCAUCAGCUGCGAAAAAACAAGGAAAGACCUUAAGCUAUUGGUGUUUCAGCCCUGGAUAUAGCAUGCACGAGCUUGUUCGACAGGGAGUCAGGACAAUUAUCCUUACUAGUGGGACUCUCUCUCCUCUCUCAUCAUUUACAAUGGAAAUGCAGAUCCCUUUUCCUGUUCUCUUGGAGAAUCCUCAUGUUAUUGAUAAACGGCAGCUCUGGGUUGGAAUCAUUCCCAAAGGACCAGAUGGAGCUGUGCUCAAUUCUACUUAUGAGAGAAGGUUUUCAGAGGACUAUUUAUCUUCUCUGGGGAAAACCAUUGGUAAUCUUGUGCGAGUUGUACCUCAUGGACUGCUGGUAUUUUUCCCAUCAUAUCCUGUCAUGGAUAAAAGCCUGGAAUACUGGAGAGAGCAUGAUUUUGCUAAAAGGAUAGAAGAAGUGAAGCCAAUGUUUGUGGAACCCAGGAAUAAAGGAAGCUUUGCUGAGGUAAUAGAUGCAUACUAUGGUAAAAUUGCCUGUCCUAAGUCCAAUGGUGCUGCUUUUUUGGCAGUGUGUCGAGGGAAGGCCAGCGAAGGCUUGGACUUUGCAGACAUGAAUGGACGAGGAGUCAUCAUUACUGGCCUUCCAUUUCCUCCUCGUUGGGAGCCCAGAGUUGUUUUGAAGAUGCAGUUCCUGAAUGAGAUGAAGAAAAGUAGUAUGGGUGCUCAGUAUUUAUCUGGGCAUCAGUGGUACAAUCAGCAAGCUUCCCGAGCUGUUAACCAGGCUAUUGGCAGGGUCAUCAGGCAUCGCCAGGACUAUGGUGCUAUCUUCCUAUGUGAUGACAGAUUCACAACUGAUAAUGUCAGAGGCAAGCUGCCUUCGUGGGUCCGCCCUUACGUGAACGUUUAUGACAACUUUGGGCAUGCAGUCAGAAGUGUUUCAGUCUUCUUCCGUGUUGCUCAAGAAAUUAUGCCCCUGCCUGCUGCACAGUGCCCUUCUGGCUCUGCUGUUAGCCUGAGUGAAAAUGAUGGGGAACCUUCUACUUCAUCUGAGCAGAUCCUCUCCCUGCAGAAAGCCAAAAUUUUGGAUGACCACGUUCCCAGUCUGAAGAGGAAAAGGAUGGCAAUGCCAGUAAAUGGAGGUGGAGCAUCCAGGCUCUGCACAGAAUAUGAGCAAGAGAUGAUCUCACCUAGAAGACAAUGUGUUGGGCUUCUGGAUGCGUUGGAGCGCAGUGAGAAGAACAGCAAAGAGGUGGAGGAAGAUGAUGGUUUGCCAGGGGAGGAAAAGGCACAACGUCUGUCAACGCUUUCCCUUCAGUAUGAGAAGAGGUUAACAGAUGAGCAGAAAGGAGGAAGGAAGAAAAUAAAGCUGGUCAGCAAUCCACUGGCCAACAAGGCAGCAGACCCAACGGAGCCAAAGAAGGCCCGAGCGACCUUAUACAUUGCAACAGUGAAGAAGACCCUAAGCCAGCAAAACUACAAUCUCUUCUCUGAGGCUCUUCAGCGCUACAGGAGCACGGCUGACUUCAACACUAUGUUGGCUCAAAUGAGUUCCCUUUUUACAGAGGAUGAAGCAAAGCAUGUCUUGUUGCGAGAAUUUUACCAGUUUGUUCGACCUCACCAUAAGAAACAGUUUGAUGAAGCAUGUUGCAAUCUGACUGGGGUGGGCUGUGGAUACAAACCUGAGCACAGCCUCCUGCUGGAAGAGAGAGAAGGACUGGCAAAGAAAAUAGAAGAAAAAGAGAGUCGGCAGAAAACAACCUGCUCAGAGAACUCAUGCACUCAGCUGAAUGCUGGGCUCCACUUGAACCAGGGAGGAUUUCACUUGACAACAGGACAGACCAGUGCAGGGGACAACACCAGUCAAGCUGUGAGUAAAGACAUGAAAAAUGCCUCAGGCUCAAGGAGAGAUCAGCACCAGGUCCUCAGGGUGACCUACCUCAAUGAUGUGAAAAAGGCUUUGAAGGAAAGCGCCUACAGCCGCUUCCACGAGGCGCUGCUGGCUUACAAGAGGACGGAUGACUACGAUGCUAUGAUACCAGUGGUGGCAGCCCUCACCACGGAGAGGCCAGAAGACUUUCAUCUCCUGCAAAGGUUUGCCAUGUUUGUGCGGCCGCAUCACAAGGAGCAGUUCAGGCAGGUGUGUAAAGAUCUGACUGGAGCAGUUGGUGCUGAUGAACAGAAACAGCAGAUGCAGAAUGAAAAAGGUGCUGCAACUCUGGAGAGGUGGUUGACUAAAAGAGCAAACUGCCCUAAUGAAGAUGGAGAUGUUCCUAAGAGUGAGGUUCCAGAAAGAAAUGGGGGAGAGACUUCUUCCUCGUGCCUCAGCCAGAAAUGCAAACUUGAAUUACCAAAGGCUGAAGUAUCUAAAGAAAUGAGUCACGUGAGAGCACCCACAGCUCCUGGAGUUGUGCCCAGCUUACCACUGGAGUUGGAUCCAGAGUUUGGAAGAUACCAAUGUCCUAACUGCAAAUCUGAGGAUGAUGUACCCUUAAAAUGCCCACUGUGCAUCUUCACUUGCUGCAAAACAUGUUGGGAACGGUUCUUAAAGGUGUGCCAGAGCUGUAAGUGUGAGACAACUGCUCUGAAACUUGUUGCUACUUCACCAAGCAGCCUUUUUGCUUUCCUCUAUGCGUUGCUAGCAGUUAAAGCAGUGGUUGCAUGCUAACUCCACAUCUAAAAACAGCAGGCAAGAUGAAGAAGUGCCCAGAAUGCUGCUGUGACGUGAAGAAGAAGCGCUUGGUUCGAGCUUAUUUCUGGUAAUGGUCUCACUGCCAGAAAGGCAAGAAAGGCAAGUGCUCUGUGUCAGCAGAAAUCAGGCUGCUGUGCUCCGACCUGAGCUGACAGGAAGCAGGAGGAAGGUUCUUCUAAAGAUCUCUGGUCCUUGAUGCUGGUGAAAACAUGGCUGUGCACCAAAAGGUGUCAUUUUGUUGUGCGAAUCAAUUGAGUGUGAAGGGUCAGGUGUGCACUGCUGGCAGAAGACAAAGCAGCAUUGUCCUCUGUUGGGAUGAAGAUGGUGAAUUUAUUUACUGUGUCCUGUGGAUUUGAUAUUGACUUAGGGCCUAAUUGCAUAUCCUGGAAGAGGCUGUCAUCACCUGGCCCUUCAGGUAAUAUCCAUUCCUGGAAAAACCCUACAACAGUUACAUGUUGGAGUGGAGCUGGCUGUGUUACCAGGCCAGACACAGCCCUGCAGGCCCCUCAGUGUUCUUGGAGGAGCAGUUCAUGUUCUUGUGGUGUUCGGUAGCUGUUGUCUCCAAUAGCAGAAGAUACCAAAAGGAGGGCUUUCCUUCAAACAAAAUCAAGUGGUUGGACAGUGAGCAGAGAUGCUGCCCAGUGCCUGCUGUGCACCCCAGUGUCAUCCACAGAGCAGGGAUUUUUGGAAGUGUGCUUCUCAGGAGGCUUUGUAUUUUGCCCAGCACUGGCAUUCCUAUUGUCAGUGUUAUUUGAUGGUUGUCUUCCAAGAAGAAGGAUCUAAUUGAUUCCAAUCUUUAAAAUAAAUGAAGUGGAAUGGAUUAAUUAAAAAAAAAAAGCUGCUCAAUACUUCCACUGUCUGUAAGUAGUGGGAAUAAGGAGGUAACUUAAAUCAGUUCUAAGUCAUCAGUCGUGUCUCUUAACUGAACCAUAAAUAAAAACAUUUUUAUGUA